Dicentrarchus labrax (European seabass) is the source of this 2156-nucleotide messenger RNA. RefSeq lists its product as uncharacterized. Lineage: Eukaryota; Metazoa; Chordata; Actinopteri; Moronidae. The coding region runs from base 401 to 1021 and encodes 206 amino acids. The transcript has 5 exons. The record is from RefSeq and is a predicted model, not a curated record.
UGCUGAGGUUGCACUGCUGCGUUUAGGGUUAGUGCGCCGGACGUAUGAAAAGACUUAUCCCUGCAGUCGAAACCCGCCAGAACCGCAAGCAAUAGUGAGAGGACGGCUGCGUUUGUCUCCACGGUGUUGAAGCCGCACGAAGUGAGCACCUGAGCGGCGAUGAAGGCACGCGAGAGAGCGGCAGUUUCAAGCCCUAGCCCGCGGUGAAUAUGAAUGAAGAAUGACCAAUGGUGAGUAAAGACAAAGCGUACUACGGCGUGGAGGUGAACUCAAGUGGCCUGAAGCGGUGACGCACUGAAUAAAAACUGAACACAUUAAACAUUAAACACACCAACAUGUUAGCGCCGAAUUAAAAGCUGAAGUUAGCUCACUGUUAGUUGUAAGGUUGUUUAAAGCGCACAUGCAAAAAAAAAAGUCUGCGCUGUCCCAAAGCAGGGUAGUGAAAGCGUUUUCGAAACCUACCGGGAGCCGACCACACACGCAUCCGUCCUCUUGCCUUCUCCGCCGAGCGACUGGCUCAUUUACUCCUCUUCUUUGCAUCAGUCUCCUUUUUCUUCUGCUUCUACCUCUAUCUCUGUCCUGUGACAGAAAAAGACCUCCCACAGAAGUGAAAAACGAUUACGCAAUCGUGCAAAUUUAUCUUCAAGACGCAAAAGGAAAAAUCGUAAGCUUGCUGCAUAACUCAUCCUGCACAAGAGUGUGGAAACACAAGCAACCUAACUGUACGUCUGGCAACAUGGAUGUUGUGAGCACCUUGCACAAACUAGCUUGCAAAAUGAAGAAUUUAGAGCUUCCCGACACAGAUAAACUGGCCAGAUCUGUCAUAAACUCAAUACAGUGUCCUUGUCAGAAGAAACCGACUGAAGAACCCAACGCGAAGCCGAAGAGGAGGAGGACAGCGACGAGAAAAAGGAGGAACGAGCCGAGAAAAAGCAAAGAGACGAGAAAACUUUGCAAAACCAAAGCAGUCCUGUCCAGUAUGACUACAUGCUACGAGAUGCUGAAUACUAUGACCGCCUGAGACCAAACUACAGCACGUUGUUGAAGCAAAAAAAACUCACACAUCCUGCCUGUACUUAUGUAGUCCUUCAUUGGAUUAUACAAGAGGAAGCUUCCACUUCAUUUAAGCUACCCUGUCACAUACCAGUAUAUCCCUUCUGCAGCUGUAUUUGAUCAUAUAUGAUGACUGACUCUUCAGAUAAGUUUCCAAGCUGCACAGGCACAAGCUAUUAAGCCAACUGGGAAAAAAUGUUCCAAGGCCAGCCAACAAACUGGACUCUUACACACUGGGCUCAACUGUGUGAUGCAUAUACCCCGCACUAGUGCCCAGAAUUCCCAAGAAUGUAUUAUGGACUGCUUGCACGGGGCACAGCAUAAAGAAGCUUAGAUGACGGACAGUGGGUUCAAAAGAGAAAAUGUUUUCUAAGGUUUAAAGUUGCAGAUGUAGCUAAACCUAUUUUGUAAAGGCAAUUAGAUUGUAAAGAAUAUGCUAUGACAUUUACUUGCACUUAGCGAUGACUGCUCAAGCGUGACCAGGAUAUAUUAAGGUGCUUGAACACAGUUUUGCUUUCACUUUGGAUAAGAAUGACUAGCCCUAGCACAUAUUUGUUAACUAAAGCUCCUUUGUUUCGUUGUUUCAGGCUGUGUGUCAAGUCAUCUUUUUCAGAUGGCAUUAUGUUGAUUAAUCAUUGAGCAUGAUUGAUACUUUAAAAGCACAUUCUGCCACAGAUGGCUGAGUUCAGCUCACACACCUGACUUCUUACGCUCUGGAAUACUCUACGAAGCUUUCGUGUCACAUUGUGUUGCUUUGAUUAAUGGUACCUGCCUAAUUAAAAAAAACAAAUAUAUAUAUAUAUAUAUAUAUAUAUAUAUAUAUAUAUAUAUGAAAUGUAACGUAGCUUGGGGAGCAAAAAUGCUGUUUGCCACAUUUGUUGUUUUUCAUAAUUUUUAAAUAUUUGUUGGUUGCAAAGUAAAAAAACAAACCAACAUUACCAUUUAACCUUUGCCCCUGAUUCCAGCUACCACUUUCAGUGCAGCAGCUAUAUUUCCUUUUCCUUACCAUGCAUAAUGCAUUAUCAUGGAGCUAAUUUCCUUUUGUAAAAUGUUUAAUGUAAAAUUUGUUUUAAAGCACAUAAAGCAGUGACUAUUAUAUAUGA